Molecule: messenger RNA, 1041 nt
Organism: Rangifer tarandus platyrhynchus (Svalbard reindeer)
Lineage: Eukaryota; Metazoa; Chordata; Mammalia; Artiodactyla; Cervidae
Source: the annotation of a GenBank genome assembly
AUGGCUGUGGACGUGAAGUCGCGAGCGAAGCGUUAUGAAAAACUGGACUUCCUCGGGGAGGGACAGUUUGCCACGGUUUACAAGGCCAGAGACAAGAACACCAACCAAAUUGUCGCCAUUAAGAAAAUCAAACUUGGACAUAGAUCAGAAGCUAAAGAUGGUAUAAAUAGAACAGCCUUAAGAGAGAUAAAAUUAUUACAGGAGCUAAGUCAUCCAAAUAUAAUUGGUCUCCUUGAUGCUUUUGGACAUAAAUCUAACAUUAGCCUUGUCUUUGAUUUUAUGGAAACUGAUCUAGAGGUUAUAAUAAAGGAUAACAGUCUUGUGCUAACACCUUCACAUAUCAAAGCCUAUAUGUUGAUGACUCUUCAAGGAUUAGAAUAUUUACAUCAACAUUGGAUUCUGCAUAGGGACCUAAAACCAAACAACUUGUUGCUAGAUGAAAACGGAGUUCUAAAACUGGCCGAUUUUGGCCUGGCCAAAUCAUUUGGGAGCCCCAGUAGAGCUUAUACACAUCAGGUUGUAACCAGGUGGUAUCGGGCCCCUGAGCUACUGUUCGGGGCUAGAAUGUAUGGUGUAGGCGUGGACAUGUGGGCCGUGGGCUGUAUAUUAGCAGAGUUGCUUCUAAGGGUUCCUUUUUUGCCAGGAGAUUCAGACCUUGAUCAACUAACAAGAAUAUUUGAAACUUUGGGCACACCAACUGAAGAGCAGUGGCCUGACAUGUGUAGUCUUCCAGAUUUCGUGACAUUUAAGAGUUUUCCUGGAAUUCCAUUACAACAUAUCUUCAUUGCAGCAGGAGAUGACUUGCUAGAUCUUAUACAAGGCUUAUUCUUAUUUAAUCCCUGUACUCGAAUCACAGCCACACAGGCGUUGAAAACUAAGUAUUUCAGUAAUCGGCCAGGGCCAACACCUGGAUGUCAGCUGCCAAGACCAAACUGUCCAGCAGAGGCUCUAAAGGAGCAGUCCAAUCCAGCCAUGGCAACAAAACGGAAGAGAACAGAGGCCUUGGAACAAGGAGGAUUACCCAAGAAGCUAAUUUUUUAG